Messenger RNA from Octodon degus (degu), 2494 nucleotides. It is a transcript of the gene Efcc1, whose product is annotated as EF-hand and coiled-coil domain containing 1. The transcript has 8 exons. The record is from RefSeq and is a predicted model, not a curated record. Bases 573 to 2348 code for a protein of 591 amino acids. Lineage: Eukaryota; Metazoa; Chordata; Mammalia; Rodentia; Octodontidae. Gene Ontology annotation, molecular function: calcium ion binding.
AGCUACUAUCACCUGGAGAUUUUUGCACAUCUACAGCGACAGCCGAGAGGGGAGGGGCGGAAAGGCUGGGGCAGUGGGCCUGGGAAGCUGAAUUUAACGUGCACGAAGGCUUUCCCUCACCGACAGUCUGAAGGCGGAGCUGCCGGGGCGGCCCCGCAGCGCUUCCCACGCCCGGGAGGGCGGGGCGGCGUGGGUGUGCGCGGGCAGCCGGGCCCAGCUUUUAACCCGGCAGGCGCACUCUGCACGCUCCAGCUGCGGGGCAAACUCCGCGCCUGGCACGCAGGACAGAGCUUGGAGGGAGGUUGGAGGGAGUUGAAAGCCGACCGCCCCGGAGUGGGAGGAGAGGAGCAGACGCCGGAACGGGAACCGCGAGCGGAGCUGACCGCCGGGGGUCGCAGGGAGGAACAAUCCCCAGCCCAGCCCCAUCCACACCAGCUGGGACAAACAGACCCGCCCUGCGCUCCCCAGUGUGUCUGUUGCUGCCUCCGGCGCCCCCCGGGGACGCCGUGACCAUCAAGCCCCUCGUUUCGAGCAGCACCGGGCGGUCCCUGCAAGCGGCGCAGGGCGCGGCCAUGGAGCCGGGCACGGACGGCGCGGCGGGCGACCCGUACCGGCGGCCGGCGCGGCGCACACAGUGGCUGCUGAGUGCCCUCGCGCACCACUACGGGCUGGACCGCGGCGUGGAGAACGAGAUCGUGGUGCUGGCCACCGGCCUGGACCAGUACCUGCAGGAGGUCUUCCACCACCUGGACUGCCGCGGCGCCGGCCGCCUGCCCCGCGCCGACUUCCGCGCGCUCUGCGCGGUGCUGGGACUGCGCGCCGAGGGCACCGCCACUGGGGAGGCCGCGCGGGACGGCGCCGCGGGAGACGCGAGCGGUGAGGAUGGCGCCGCUGACGGGGAUGCGCGCUCUGAGCCUGUGGCUGCCGACGGGGACACGGACACGGAGGAGGAGGCGCGCCUGGCGCUGCACGCCGAGCCGCCGGAGCUGACUUUCCGCCAGUUCCACGCGCGCCUCUGCGGCUACUUCGGCACCCGCGCCGGGCCCCGGCUGCCCCGCGGCGCGCUCAGCGAGCACAUCGAGACGCAGAUCCGCCUGCGCCGCCCGCGUCGCCGCCGCCGCUCUCCCCGCGCCUCCUGCCCCGACGGCGGCCCUGAGGGCUGCGGCCCGGACAGCGAACGCGUGGCGCGGCUGGAGGAGGAGAACGGCAGCCUGCGCGAGCUGGUGGAGGACCUGCGCGCUGCGCUGCAGAGCAGUGACGCGCGCUGCCUCGCGCUGCAGGUCGGUCUCUGGAAGAGCCAGGCGGGCACCCCGGACACGGCGGCACAGGAACUGAGGCAGGCACAGGGCGCCCUGGCGGCUGCAGAGGCUUGCGCAGGGCGGCUGAGGCGCUGCCAGGUGGAGGUGCGGCGCCGCGCGGAGGAGGCCCGGCGGGUGGUGCUGUGCAGCCUGCGCCGAGUACGCGAGCUCGAGGCCCUGGCGCGGCAGGUGCCUGGCCUACAGCGCUGGGGGAGGAGGCUGGAGGCAGAGCUGCAGCGCUGCAGGGCGGCAGGAGGCCAGUGCCCAACCCCUCCACGAGCCCAGCUGGAGUCAGGGGACAAGAGCGACGAACCCAAGGAUAGUGGCACCCGAGACCCCCAUGCCACUCCCGAGGGGCCUUGGCAGUCAGACAGCAGCUGGGGGAGCAGAGCCCUGGACGAAGAAGACGAGCAGCUGUUCCGGUCUGUGGAGGGCCAGGCUGCCUCUGAUGAAGAAGAAGAGGAGGAGGAGAAGUGGCGGGAGGCGGAGAAGCUGGUGGCUCAGGCAGAGAUGCAGCCCUUGGCUUGCGUGAGCAGGUGUGACGAGCAGAUGGCCAAGAAGCUGCUGCUGUACUUCAGCCACUGUGGUGAUGCCGAGCACGCCUGCUCCCCCGGAGAGCUGGAGGCCCGGGUCAACAGGCUGCUGGAGAAGCUGGACAUCCAGGGCUUCAGCGGGAAGAGCCUGGGGCCACACAUGGAGGAGGCAGAGCUGCAGCCAAAGGUGGCCGAGAACGAGCACCUGAGGCUGGAGCUACAGAUGGUGGAGACUGAGCGGGUGCGGCUGUCGCUACUGGAGGAGAAGCUGGUGGAUGUCCUGCAGCUCCUGCGGAGGCUCCGGGACCUGAACAUAUCGAAGAGAGCCCUGGGGAAGAUUUUGCUGAGCACCCUGGAUGCUUGCGAGGACCCUGCACAGGCGGGGAGAUCGGGCCCCCUGGCUGUCCUGGACGCCCUGCACGAAGCCUUGGCCGGCUGCAAGCUCCUGCAGACACCGUCCUUGGGACCCGCCUCCACGGCCCCCGCACUCGCCAACCCACUGCUCAUCUCCUGCUGAAGUAGCUGACCGCUGCCGGCUUGCCCUCCCUGGCCAGCCUGACCUCCACGGUCAGCACUCCAGCCUGGGCUCUGCAGCCAUGCCCCCUCGAACUCCUAUGGUCCUUGCUCAUGCCAUCAGAUGACAUUAGAGCCAUAUUGUUAUUG